ACAUGCCUCAUCUUCAGCGGUCCGGCAGGAGCUAAUCCAUGAGGUUCAAUCUGGCUAAGUAAUUGGGGGAAUGUGUCAACUCUGAAUUACAAUGAGCAGCCGGGAAGGCUCGUCAGCUGACUAAUCAGGAAGAGUGGGUGUUUUUGCUGUGCUGCCACGCUGGUAAUGGAAGCAGCUACGGUAGCUUUGUUUGAUAGAGAUUUUUGGCUGCCGUUUUUAAAUACUACCCAAGAAGCAGCUCAUAUUUCAUCCGUGUUGCACUGACAACUGGAAAAGAAGAGUGUUAUUGUGUAUAGGCGAGAUGGCAGAGGCAACUCCCCCGAGAGGCAAGAUGAGGUUCAGAAGGAAUGCGGUUUCUUUUCCUGGGAACUUGCACUUGGUGUUGGUUCUACGUCCCAGCAGUUUUCUUCAAAGGACUUUCACAGACAUUGGAUUUCGAUUUAGUCAGGAGGAUUUCAUGCUGAAGUUACCAGUGGUUAUGCUGAGCUCAGUUAGUGAUUUGCUGACAUACAUUGAUGACAAGCAGUUAACCCCUGAGUUAGGCGGCACCUUGCAGUACUCCAACAGUGAAUGGAUCAUCUUCAGAAAUGCUAUAGAAAAUUUUGCUCUCACAGUGAAGGAAAUGGCUCAGAUGUUGCAGUCCUUUGGAACUGAACUGGCGGAGACAGAACUGCCAGAUGAUAUUCCUUCAAUAGAAGAAAUCCUUGCGCUUCGUGCCGAGAGGUAUCACAUGUUAAAGAAUGAUAUUACAGCUGUAACCAAAGAAGGAAGAAUCCUCCUCACAAGUCUGGAAGUGCCUAGCAUUGAAGAUGUCGUCAGUUCAAGACUUGAACGUCGGCCACAAAUCAAUGGUGACUGGCAAACCGUUAAUAAAUUGCUGACUCAAGUACAUGAUAUGGAAAUAGCUUUUGAUGGAUUUUGGGAAAAACACCAACUAAAAAUGGAGCAGUAUCUGCAACUAUGGAAGUUUGAGCAGGAUUUUCAAGAGCUCGUGAGUGAAGUCGAACUUCUGUUAAACCAACAAGCAGAGCUGGCAGACGUCACCGGGAACCUAGGUCAAGUAAAACAAAAAAUUAAAAAGUUGGAAAACUUAGAUGAAAAUUCUCAGGAUCUGUUAGCAAAGGCCCGCUUUGUGAUAUUACACGGACACAGACUUGCUUCAAAUCACCAUUAUGCACUUGAUUUGAUCUGCCAGAGGUGCAAUGAACUCCGUUACCUUUCUGAUAUUUUGGUUAAUGAGAUUAAAGCCAAACGGAUACAGCUCAGCAGGAUCUUCAAAAUGCAUAAACUCCUGCAGCAGGCUCAUCAGUGCUGUGAUGAAGGAGAAUGCCUUCUAGCUAACCAAGAAGUAGAGAAGUUUCAGUCUAAAGAAGAUGCUCAGAAAGCCCUCCAAGACAUUGAAAAUUUUCUUGAAAUGGCUCUGCCCUUUAUCAAUUACGAUCCUGAUACCCUACAGUAUGAAUUUGAUGUAAUUUUAUCACCCGAGCUUAAGGUGCAAAUGCAGACAGUGCAACUCAAGCUUGAAAACAUUCGGAGUAUAUUUGAGAACCAACAAGCUGGGUUCAGGAACCUGACGGACAAGCGUGUGAAGCCAAUCCAGUUUGUGGUACCUGCUUCUGACAGUUUGAUCAGAUCCGGAGUACCCUUUUUGUCACCGAAACAUGUGGGAGUUGGAUACUCUUUCUUUCAAGCAUGUAAACUUUUUUCAAAAGGGAAGAAGAGUUGGAGACAAAAUCAGAGCAACUUAAAAAUCGAAGUGGUGCAUGAUUGUCGGGAGCAGAGAAAUCCUGGUCAAUCCUCCAGUCUGGACAACGACAAUAGCUUGGAUAUUUUACAGAACCACGUCCUAAAUGAGCUGAUACAGACAGAGAGGGUCUAUGUUCGCGAGCUGUUUACUGUUUUGUUGGGCUACAGAGCGGAGAUGGACAAUCCUGAGAUGUUUGAUCUUAUGCCACCUCUCCUGAGAAAUAAAAAGGAUGUCCUCUUUGGAAAUAUGGCAGAAAUCUAUGAAUUCCAUAACGACAUUUUCUUGAGCAGUCUGGAAAAUUGCGUUGACGCUCCAGAGAGAGUGGGACCUUGUUUCCUCGAAAGGAAAGAUGAUUUUCAGAUGUAUGCAAAAUACUGUCAGAAUAAACCCAGAUCAGAGGCAAUUUGGAAGAAGUAUUCAGAAUGCGCCUUUUUCCAGGAAUGUCAAAGAAAAUUAAAACACAGGCUUGGUCUGGAUUCCUAUUUACUCAAACCCGUGCAACGAAUCACUAAGUAUCAGUUACUGUUAAAGGAGCUGCUGAAAUAUAGCAACGGCUGCCAAGGGAUUGAACAAUUAAAGGAGGCUGUGGACACAAUGCUGGAUUUACUGAAGUCACUUAAUGACUCCAUGCAUCAGAUCGCAAUAAAUGGCUAUAUUGGAAACUUAAAUGAACUGGGCAAGAUGGUAAUGCAGGGAGCAUUCAGUGUUUGGACUGGACACAAGAAAGGUGCUACAAAAAUGAAGGAUUUUGCUAGAUUCAAACCAAUGCAGCGGCAUCUGUUCUUGUAUGAAAAAGCCAUUGUCUUUUGUAAGAGGCGCGUUGAAAGCGGAGAAGGGUCUGAUAGAUAUCCAUCGUACAGCUUUAAGCACUGUUUGAAAAUGGAUGAAGUUGGCAUCACUGAAUACGUAAAAGGAGAUAACCGCAAGUUUGAAAUCUGGUAUGCUGGCAAGGAAGAAGUUUAUAUUGUCCAGGCUCCGAAUGUCGAUGUGAAAAUGACAUGGUUAAAAGAGAUAAGAAGUAUUUUGUUGAAGCAACAGGAACUUAUGACAGUUAAAAAACGAAAGCAACACAAUCAGUUAACACAACAGGAUCAGCUUCCUACUCAGCAGAUUGAUGCAAGGCAACACGGAUCCUUUAUGGGUGCCGAGGAGACUGAAUCAGAACACGGCAGCGCUGUGGUGGACGUCCGGGAGACCAUCCCACUGGUUAAGGCCAAAGCGAACACAGUUUGGACCCAGAUGUCAGCACCUGCAGAAAUUUCUGAAGACCCUGAGGAGUGGUCAAGCAACUAUUUCUAUUCUUCUUAUGAUGACAAUGAAGAAGAAGAAAGGCCCCUAAUGUCUCCAGGCAAUUACAAAGCCCUAGCAGAUGGCAGGAAGAGAGGCCCAGAAGACCUCCUGAUCAGAAAUGGAGAUGUCUUUCAGUUUCUUCAUGAAGAUGCCGAAGGUCAAUGGUUGGUGAAAAAUCUAAACAGAAGAAAAGAAGGUCUGAUUCCCGGGAAUACUUCGCAGAUUUUAAUUGGUGACUAUAGGUUUCGGAAUGCCAAAGUUACAGGUAUAAUAUGAACAGACUGUAUACUGUUUGUUUAAAGGCUAGCAGUUUUAAAGCUUCACCAAGGAUGCAGUCGACAUAGGCAAGAACUUCUCUGCACUUAGAAAUAGAGCUGCAAGCAUAUUAUGUUGGCUAGGAUUUUAUUUUAUUUUUUUCCUUUCAUAGCUUUAAAAUAAUGAAGAAAGAUUUUUAAAACAUGUUACACUUUUCCCUACGAGGUUGACUGGUAUGGAAGAGAGUCUCAGAUACCAAGGUGUCUUGUAAGAGAUCCUUCAGAACUAAAUACUGAUGAUGUGCUUUUAAAGUACCGGCCUUAUACUGUCCAAGAACGCUUUACCAGUGUAUUUCA
Messenger RNA from Herpailurus yagouaroundi (jaguarundi), 3648 nucleotides. It is a transcript of the gene MCF2, whose product is annotated as MCF.2 cell line derived transforming sequence. Gene Ontology annotation, molecular function: guanyl-nucleotide exchange factor activity; protein binding. Gene Ontology annotation, biological process: intracellular signal transduction; dendrite development. The record is from RefSeq and is a predicted model, not a curated record. Lineage: Eukaryota; Metazoa; Chordata; Mammalia; Carnivora; Felidae. The coding region runs from base 302 to 3313 and encodes 1003 amino acids. The transcript is spliced from 27 exons. Gene Ontology annotation, cellular component: cytoplasm.